This is a messenger RNA of Cylicostephanus goldi, 228 nucleotides long. Lineage: Eukaryota; Metazoa; Nematoda; Chromadorea; Rhabditida; Strongylidae. The record is from the annotation of a GenBank genome assembly.
GCUAUCAAUGCUGCAAAACGAAGCGGUGUUGCUGUCGAUACACAGAAAAAGAUGAUGGCCGGUGGAAAUCGACAGCAUACUGCGAACAAAAACACCCUUAGACUUGAUGAGGAGACGGAAGAAUUGCAUCAUGAACGAGUGAGUCUGUCGUUAGGCAAAGCUAUGCAGCAGGCACGUCAAGCCAAGGAAUGGACUCAGAAAGACCUUUCCACUGUGAGUCAUGUUUGA